CAUCCGCCGACGCCGUCCGGGGCUCUAAAGCCCGCAGACCUCCGAGGCGGCCGUCACUUCUCCGAGUCGGAGCCAUGGCGACAACAGCUCAGUACAUCCCGCGGAAUAACUCCUUGCCGUCCAACCCGCUCAUGCACCCGGACUCGGACCGCAUGCACCAGGGGACCACCUACCGGGAGGUGCAGAAAAUGAUGCACCACGAGUACCUGCAGGGGCUGGCGGCUACCAACACGGGACACCCGAUGAGCCUGACGCACCACCAGUGGCUGCAGCCCACGUCCAACAGCGACUGGACCACCGGCACGCACCUCGGCCAGCAGGAGCACAAAGGCGGCGGCGGAGGCGGCGGCGGCGGCGGCGGUGGAGGAGGAGCAGGGAGCCGCGAGGACCUGGCCGCCGGCUUCCACCACAGGUCCCACUUGGUGCACCAGCAGACGCAGGCGGCGCACCACGGCGCGUGGGCUCCAGCCAGCGCGCACCACCUGUCCCCGCUGUCGCCGGCGUCGGGCGGCGGCGGCGGCGGUGGCGGCGGCGGCCACCAGGCUCUGGUCUACUCGCAGCCCGGAUACACGAACCUGAACGCCAUGCUGGGCAGCCCCCAGCCGGGCGCCCUGCACCACGGCUUGCGCGAGCCGCUCCACGACGACGCGGCGGCGGCGGUGCACGACGGCCACAUGGAGUCCCCACAGCAGGCGUUCGGCCACCACCAGGACCACUCGGACGAGGACGCGCCCAGCUCCGACGACCUGGAGCAGUUCGCCAAGCAGUUCAAGCAGCGGCGGAUCAAGCUGGGCUUCACGCAGGCGGACGUGGGCCUGGCCCUGGGGACCCUGUACGGCAACGUCUUCUCGCAGACCACCAUCUGCCGCUUCGAGGCGCUGCAGCUGAGCUUCAAGAACAUGUGCAAGCUGAAGCCGCUGCUGAACAAGUGGCUGGAGGAGACCGACUCCAACACGGGCAGCCCCACCAACCUGGACAAGAUCGCCGCGCAGGGCCGCAAGCGCAAGAAGCGCACGUCCAUCGAGGUGGGCGUCAAGGGGGCGCUGGAGAACCACUUCCUCAAGUGCCCCAAGCCGUCGGCGCACGAGAUCAGCACUUUAGCGGGCACGCUGCAGCUGGAGAAGGAGGUGGUGCGCGUUUGGUUUUGCAACCGGAGACAGAAGGAGAAGCGCAUGACGCCCGUGGGGGUCCCGCACCCCAACAUGGACGACGUAUAUUCCCAAGCGGAGACCCCCCCGCUGCACCGCUCGCUGCACAGCCCCGUGCAGUGACUUGACUUGACAGCCCUGAACGCCCCCCGCCGCCCCCUUACCCACCACCACCAGGCUCCUUUGUAGACAAAUAAAAGGGACUUCGUGGAGUUUACACUAUUUAAGUUUCCUCGACGAGACUUUUUUUUUUUGGGGGGGGGGGGGGGGGGGGGGGGGGGGAGUUGUGUGCAGUUUUUUUUUAAACUUAGCAUUGGGAAUAAAUGUUGAGAAAAAAAAAUCACAUCUAGUGACAAAUAUUCCAUUUAAAGCAAGACAAAGAUUUAUUUACCAAAAUUAUAACGGAGGAGAUGUAAGGAGAAUCAUCAUCUCCUUCCCCUUUUUUUGGGACCGUGAACGCACCACACGCCUGCAAAAAAAAACAAAACAACAACAACAAAAAACACUGGAGAUGAAAAGUCAGCACUGAAUGAACUUGUUUUUCCUUUGCUUGUUCUUUUAUUAUUAUUAUUGUUGUUUUUUUAAUUUCCAAACAUUUUAACCCGAGUGUGUACUGUCGUGAUCUUGUUGUUUUUUUUGGGGGGGGGGGGAGACUUUGGAAAUUUGCAGUUUAUCAGGGUGAAAAUUUGGGAGGAAAACGAUGAGAAAUUAACGAAUAUUCCAAACGCGUCAGGACGAACAUGCUCUGAUUGCACGCCUUAAUAAUAUUUCUUUGUUUGUUCGUUUUUUUUUUGUUUUUUUUUUAAAUCACACCUGACCAAACGUCGAAAUUUGCAACAGCAGACGCUAAAAAAAACACCAAAAAAACUGCAUUUCGUUUCCUUUUAUUGUGGAUGUUUUCCUCUCUUUUUUUUUUCUUUUUUUACUUCUUUGCAUGGAGCACUUACUUACUUUUUUGUUAGUUUUUUUUAUUACAACAUUUCCAAACAGAUUGCCCCUCUACCUCCACCACCACCACGAAGUUGGAGCAACUCAGGUAACUUUCAGUGCCCCCCCUGCAGCAACUCCCAAUGUCAAAACAUCACACUUUCUCCGAUACUGACAAACUCGCGGGGCCGUGAAAGCAACGCGGCCGAGGAUUUUUUUUUUUUUUUUUUUUGUCUGUAUGUUAUACUUUUCAAAUCGUAUUUAUUUGACGUCUUUGUGUGUCCUGAAGCAGUCCAAAACAAAAAAAAAAAAAAAAAAAAAAAAAACGAGCAGUGCUAUUCACCAGACAGAUAAGGGAUUUUUUUCCAAGAAAAAAAACAGGAUAAUUAUUAAAAAAUAAAAAAAAGUUUUAAAAAAAAGGAGGUAAUUUUAGAGAAAAUGUGUAAAUAUGUCCAAUAUGUAAAACCUGUAUUUGUUCUGAAACAUGUUUUUUUUUUGUUUCUUUCUUUUUCCGGGCAGUUUUGUACACUUACUAAUAAUAUCCCAAAAGAUAUUUUAAUAUGAUUUUUUGAUUUAUUGAUGACUCAUUUAUAAAUAUAUAUUUAUUAUUUCUUUAAGUGUUUUUUGUUUGUUUGUUUGUUUGUUUGUUUGUUUUGUUUAGCUCUGUUGUUGUUUUCUUUUUUAUAUAUAUUUGUUGCAGUGGAUGAUUUCACUCUCUCUUUCGUCAUUGACUGUACGUUGAUUGCUCUCUAAAUGUAGACUGCAAAGUCACAUUUCUAUUUAUGUUAUAGUAAUAUUUUAUUACUUACAUAAAAACGUAUAUACA
Phyllopteryx taeniolatus (common seadragon) is the source of this 2901-nucleotide messenger RNA. RefSeq names its product POU class 3 homeobox 1 (gene pou3f1). The transcript has a single exon. The record is from RefSeq and is a predicted model, not a curated record. Gene Ontology annotation, cellular component: nucleus. Gene Ontology annotation, biological process: regulation of transcription by RNA polymerase II; brain development. Gene Ontology annotation, molecular function: DNA-binding transcription factor activity, RNA polymerase II-specific; RNA polymerase II cis-regulatory region sequence-specific DNA binding. Bases 75 to 1271 code for a protein of 398 amino acids. Lineage: Eukaryota; Metazoa; Chordata; Actinopteri; Syngnathiformes; Syngnathidae.